UAGUAGAUUGUUUUAUUAGGAUCAAAAGUGACACUUUGUUUGACAAGCGAAUUUUGCAUUUGCGAGGCGGAGCGUUUAGCGAAGCCGAGCGAAAGCAAAAUUUGCGAGUCGAACAAAGUCACUUUUGAUCCGAAUGAAACAUGCUAUUUUUUCUGCAACCGAAACAAUUAACUCAAAUGAACAUGUGAAGUAACCACCAAUGCCGUGCUAUGUAUGCACUGCAACAAAUAUUGACAAAUAAUCCAUGUAGUGAGAAUAUUCUACCUUCAUUAACAGCAGCGGGUAUUCACGCUGUUUCUGGAACCUCAACUUCCAAAUCUCGAAAAAACUCUCGGCUAGUGACAGCUCGCGAUAUCUUCCCGAACUCAAUGGUGGUUGCCGUCAAAGUUUUCAAGAAAACAACACCCAAUGGUAAGGUUACUGUCUACUUGAGCAGGAGGGACUUCAUCGACCAUUUGGACUACACCGAUCCCAUAGAUGGAGUUAUCGUCGUCGAAGAUGGUUAUUUACAGGGGAGGAAGGUCUUCGGCCAAGUCCUCACCGUAUACCGGUAUGGUCGAGAAGAAGACGAGGUCAUGGGAGUCAAGUUCAGCAAGGAGAUGGUCAUAGCUGCCGAUCAGCUGGUGCCAUGCAAGAAGGAAAAGCAGAAGCUGACAGCCGUCCAAGAGAAGCUGAUCGCCAAGCUGGGCGACAAUGCUCACCCUUUCACCUUUCAGUUUCCAGAUAUGGCUCCCUGCUCCGUCACCCUCCAACCAGGCGAAGACGACCAAGGCAAACCGCUCGGAGUCGAGUACUACGUCAAGUGCUACGUCAGCGCUGAGGAGGAUGCUCCCAAGACGCAAGCGGCCAAGCGCAGCACCGUGCAGCUGGCCAUCAAGAAGCUGCAGUUCGCGCCGCCUAGCAGAGGGCCGCACCGCCUACCCAGCUCGCUCGUCUCCAAAGGCUUCACCUUCUCCAGCGGCAAGAUCAAUCUGGAAGUCACGCUCGACAAGGAUAUUUAUUACCACGGCGAAAAGAUCGGGGCUAAUCUCAUGAUUAGCAACAACUCCAGGAAGCCAGUACGCAACAUUAAGAUAUAUGUCGUGCAGCAUUGCGAGGUGACCCUGGUAAACACCCAAUUCUCCAAGUACGUGGCGAGCCUAGAGACCCGCGAAGGCUGUCCGAUAACGCCCGGCGCCAGCUUCACCAAGGUGGUCUACCUGGUACCGCUGGCUUCCAGCAACAAGGACCGCCGUGGUGUCGCUUUGGACGGACGCCUCAAAGACGACGACGCCAACCUGGCCAGCUCGACGCUGGUGCCGGAAGGCAAGUGCGCCAUCGACGCCAUCGGCAUCGUCAUCUCGUACUCGCUGCGGGUGAAGCUCAAUUGCGGAACGCUUGGAGGCGAGCUAGUGACAGAUGUGCCUUUCAAGCUGCUGCACCCGAUUCCGGGCAGCGUCGAGAAGGAGAGAGCGCACGCGCUGAAGAAGAUGAAGUCCAUGGACAAGGGAAGGUACGAGCAGAGCUUCGCCAACGAUGACGAGGACAAUAUUGUUUUCGAGGAUUUCGCGAGGUUCAGACUUAGCAGAGACGAACUGGAAUAAGGGCUGGAAAAGUACCGUGCUAUAGUAUUACGUAUUCAGCAGCUAAAUUUACAAAGAUACCUAUCCAUAACUAGAGAGACGACCAUGAUGGCUUCCAGCUACAAGAACCGCAGCGGCGUCGCCUUGGACCUCGCCUUCGACGGACGCUUCAAAGACGACGACGCCAACUUGGCCAGCUCGACGCUGGUGCCGAAAGGGAAGUGCGCUAUCGACGCCAUCGGCAUAGUCAUCUCGUACUCGCUGCGGGUGAAGCUCAAUUGCGGUACGCUUGGCGGCGAGCUAGUGACGGACGUGCCCUUCAAGCUGCUGCACCCGAUUCCGGGCAGCGUCGAGAAGGAGAGGGCGCACGCGCUGAAGAAGAUGAAGUCCAUGGACAAGGGGCGGUACGAGCAGAGCUUCGCCAACGAUGACGAGGACAAUAUUGUUCUCGAGGAUUUCGCGAGGUUCAGACUCAGCAGAGACGAACUGGAAUAAGAGCUGGAAAAGUACCGUGCUAUAGUAUUAAGUAUUCAGCAGCUAAAUUAACGAAGAUGUAAGCAAACCAUUUCCUAGAAUCAUAUAAAGCAAUAUUCUAUCGAUUUAAUCUUGCCCUGGCGACUGAAUUUCUCGAAAAUAAAAAAAUCUGGAUGACAUUUGAUUUGCUUCAAACUUGUAUAGCUCUCCGUAUAUAUUUUAGACGUAGAAAUUAUUUUGUG
Molecule: messenger RNA, 2278 nt
Organism: Phaedon cochleariae (mustard beetle)
Lineage: Eukaryota; Metazoa; Arthropoda; Insecta; Coleoptera; Chrysomelidae
Source: the annotation of a GenBank genome assembly